Molecule: messenger RNA, 1020 nt
Organism: Trichoderma harzianum CBS 226.95
Lineage: Eukaryota; Fungi; Ascomycota; Sordariomycetes; Hypocreales; Hypocreaceae
Exons: 3
Coding region: 1-1020 (339 amino acids)
Molecular function (GO): oxidoreductase activity, acting on the CH-OH group of donors, NAD or NADP as acceptor
Source: RefSeq, a predicted model, not a curated record
AUGGCUGGAGAUCUUGUCCUCAUGACUGGAGCCACGGGCUUCUUGGGCUACCUUACCAUCAUCGAUUUGCUCAAGCACGGAUAUCGCAUUCGUGCUGCGGUCCGUUCUAUGACUAAAGCGGAAGGACUUCUCUCUGCACCAACCCUAGAGUCCCUCUCUCCAACUUCAGAACAGCUGUCAUUUGUAUCCGUGCCAGACAUGAGUGCUCCUGGCGCUUUUGACGACGCUAUUCAGGGGGUCAAAUACGUCAUUCACCUCGCUGCGCCGAUUCCCAGCUGGGGAGAAGGUGAACAAAACUCCUCUGUACUGGAAAAGCAAUUCAUUUCAGCAUGCGAAAGAGGUGCCAUUGAGAUCCUCGAGGCGGCGGCAACAAAAUCUCAUGGAACUGUGAAGCGAGUCGUAAUGACUAGCACCACUGGCGCCAUCUUACCGAUUCCAGUUGUCUCAGGCCUGGAACGCGACUUAGAACGAGUUUGGACUCCCAACGACCGAAACGCACCUCCGCCACCACCCUAUAGCUCAGAGGUUGAGGCUUAUCUUGCUGCGAAGAAGACCGCACUCCUUGCUUCAGAAGCUUUUGUCCGAGAUCAGAAACCGCUUUUUGACCUUAUUACUGUCGUCCCACCAUGGAUAUGGGCUCGUGACGAGCUGUCAAAGGACAAGGAAGCCAUUCUCCGCACUGGAAGUAAUGGGGUUCUUCUGAGCCUAGUGACAGGGAAACGAUUCGAAUUCGAGAUGGUUGGAAAUGCUGCGUAUGGAGAAGACGUUGCCCGUGCCCACGUCGUCGCAUUGGACCCUCAUGUCCCUGUUUGGAACGAUGCGAUUACCAUCGCAAAGAAGCUUUAUCCAGAGGCCUUCGAAGAUGGAAGACUAAAAGCGGGAAAUUGUCCAAGUGUUGUUAUCAAAUGGGAUAUAAGCGAAACAGAAAAUGAGCUUAGGAUUAAUCCCCAGCCGCUUGAAACGAUGAUACAGAGUGUUGUUGGCCAGUACCUAGAGCUACUGGAGAAAGAGGCGGCCUGA